AUGUCCGAAAAGAAUGCGCCGCUGGGCACUUCCAAUGCGACAAAAUCCAGAUCUGAUGCAGGGAAGGAUACGAGCAUCAAGAAUCCGCAAACAGCUGCGGCCAAGGCCGAAACGACCGGCUCGGGGAGUCACUCCAGCCCCAAGAAGCGCCGGAAGGUGAAUCACGCCUGUGUAUAUUGUCGCCGCUCGCAUAUGACCUGCGACUCGGAACGGCCCUGCACACGCUGUAUAAAGCGAAACAUCGGUCACCUGUGUCAUGACGAGCCGAGGGAAACUGCGAAACGAGGACGUGGCGAACACGAACAUUCUGCUGCAGACGACGAGGGCUCGUCUAACAAUGAAUUGGGCUCCGUUCAAGGCAUGCCUACGAGUGUCGACAUAGCCGAUGCUGCUGGUCAGCAAUCAUUCCCUGAUACCACGAUCGGAAUUGCACCCUCAGUUGUGAAUCCGCCUUCAACGGUGCCGCCUGGGAAUCUUUCUGCGUCUAGUCAGUCACUCGAGGCUACCUCUCAGCUCAUGCCAUACAACGAUUGGGUAGGUGGUCAGAAUCAGUUCCAGGACAUGCAUUCUCUCCACCCUUCCUACAUGUUUAAUGCACACGAAGUGACCAACGAGUACAAUCUGCUCGGCGAUUUCCUCAGUAACAGUCUCUUAGACGACGGGGCAAUGUUCCAAAAUCAAGAUAUGCAGGGAAUCUACAACGAUUCGUCGUUGAUGAACUCGAUGAAUGGUAUGCCAGCACCGAACGGGUUGCCUCCUCCAACACAACUUCCGCCGCCAGCACAGAGCCAAGCACUGCCAGGAGACUCAAUUCAACGCUCAACCUCCACGACGGGUAAUGACAAAGCCCGGGAAACGUACUACAUGACCGCCGCCGACCCGGCAGGAACUGACCCACCAGAGGAGCGGAUGAACAAGCUUCUCAAAGCGAAAUAUGACGCCGGACUACUAAAACCGUUCAACUACGUUAAGGGAUAUGCACGGUUGAACCAGUACAUGGAAAAGAACAUGCAACAAAUAUCUCGCCAAAAGAUUCUGCGGCAGCUCGACAAGUUCCGGCCGAAGUUCCGAGAACGCAUGCAGAGCUUGACUGAUAUCGAACUGAUUCUGGUGGAGAUGUGGUUCGAGCGCAGUCUUAUGGAGUACGAUCGAGUCUUUGCCAGUAUGGCUAUCCCAGCCUGCUGCUGGCGUCGAACGGGCGAGAUCUUCCGAGGGAACAAUGAGAUGGCACAGCUGAUUGAUGUCCCGGUUGAGGGUCUUCGAGAUGGAAAACUGGCUAUCCACGAGAUCAUUGUCGAAGACCAGCUGGUCAGUUAUUGGGAAAAGUUCGGCGCCAUCGCCUUCGACAAUACCCAAAAGGCUAUGCUCACUAGUUGCACGCUGAAGAGCCCUAACCCUAAUUCAAGGAGUGACGGUAUAACCUGCUGCUUUUCGUUUACGAUCAGACGAGACAAUCACAACAUCCCGUCUCUCAUCGUUGGGAACUUCCUCCCCAUCGAUAAAUAG
Messenger RNA from Penicillium psychrosexuale, 1506 nucleotides. RefSeq names its product gluconeogenesis transcription factor RDS2 (gene acuM). Gene Ontology annotation, molecular function: DNA-binding transcription factor activity, RNA polymerase II-specific; zinc ion binding; RNA polymerase II transcription regulatory region sequence-specific DNA binding. The transcript has 7 exons. Gene Ontology annotation, cellular component: nucleus. Lineage: Eukaryota; Fungi; Ascomycota; Eurotiomycetes; Eurotiales; Aspergillaceae. The record is from RefSeq and is a predicted model, not a curated record. Bases 1 to 1506 code for a protein of 501 amino acids. Gene Ontology annotation, biological process: regulation of DNA-templated transcription.